AUUUGUUGUGAGAGAUGAGAUUUUAUGAUCAAUCAAUUACAGAAUAUUUGAUUGAUACGCAAAGAGAAUGUAAACUCCGUAUGUUUUUGUAUACAGUUUUUAAUAUAGACUAAAUACGUGUAGUUACCGGUGGGCGUAGCUCAACUGGUAGUGAGGGAGUGCCACAAGGGUUAGGUCUCGGGUUCGAAUCCCGGCAACUGCGAUAAGGGGUUGCUAUGCUGAAAAAUGCAUAGGGCCUCUGCAAGUACCGGGGACGGAGCCCUACUCUCUAUCUGUCAGGUUAUCCCGAUCCUAUUAUUCCCACACCCGGCAAGGAGAAGAUGGAGCGGUUCUCGCGAAGCCAGCCAAGGGGUGAUGGAGCUGUGCCUGUGUCCGAUCUGCCCUGUGGGCAACGAUGGAGUAUAUACGUAUGCGAUUGGUGUGUGUGCGAGAAGGAAAGGUACCGCUGUUGGCCGUUCUGCUGUUGCUUCAACAAAAACGCAACGUAGAGAGCGGAGCUUGUUCCAUUGGGGUCUUUCACCAUCUUCUUUCAGUUCAAUUCCUUAGAACGUUUAAUAAUGAAUCUGUUCCAAUAAUUAAGAAUUGUGCAAGUCCCAAAGUUAAUUAUGUGUAUCAAUAAUGUCUGUCUUUUCC
Messenger RNA from Cuscuta epithymum, 633 nucleotides. The record is from the annotation of a GenBank genome assembly. NCBI's taxonomy places the organism in Eukaryota, Viridiplantae, Streptophyta, Magnoliopsida, Solanales, Convolvulaceae.